AUGCUCUCCUCUCCGGCCAAACGGCGCAAGACGAGCGAGACAACAGCCGCCGCAAUCGACGCGUUGCAGAUGAACCAGAAAGCCCACGAAAAUAAUGGUCGAUUUCACCAGCGCCGCCCGUCAUUUCAGUCGCCAACAAAAGCAAGUCUAGCGAGAUCGCAUCCAGAAGUUCUAGCACGCGCGCUCAGUCGCUCGCCCACGAGAUCCGCGCGUAACGACAGCGGCAGCAACAAUGGUCAACAGCAGGAGCAAGAACAGGUGGAUUCGAGAACAUUUGGAUUGCGCGAUAGAAAGGCACUUCGGCCGUCAAUAGCUCCUGGUGCGAGUCCAAUGGAUGGUCCGACAUUAUCGCCGCGCAGUGCGUUUGCUGUUCCCCCGCGACGGGUAUCAAGGAAAAUCGGGCCGUUAGAUUUAGCGUUCGGGACUCCUGAGGCGAAACCGAAGAACGAGACCGCUGACCCCCUGCCUGACGAUACACCUGAGGAUCAAUUGGCGGAGUUGGGCAACGAUGUGAAUGAAGACAAUAUGGAUCAAGGUCCCUCAUUUCUGGAUGGACUAGAGGAACCAGAACUACCGCCAACGCCUACUCAAUUAGGGCUGGAGAAGCCACCCGGUCGACCGAAGGGGCUUUUGAGCAGCAGCCCUUCUGCUCGGUAUGAAAGGAGGACACGGCAACGGAUCGAUGAUACCCCGAAACCAAGCGUACUGAAGCUGGAAAAUUUUGAUGCAACUGGCAAUCCAACUAACAAGGCUUUGAAUGCGUAUAGAGCGCUUUUGUCAGAUGCCGAGUUGAAAAGGCAACAGACUAAGAAAGAGCUUUCCGCUGAAUUAAAACGAUUGAAAGACGACGUCGCGGAAUUGGAAGCAUGGACCGAGAAGCUGAACAACCCAAAUAUGAAAACAGAGUUUCGUAAGGAUUUGAACAAACUCAUCUCCUUGUUAUCAUCGGAAAAUGCUUCUCACAAGCAAUCAUCACCUCCAACAAACGCCUCGAUCUCAUCCAUCCUCUCUGCCCUACUACCCUUCUCUUCAAAAGCUCCUCCCAAGCCCGUACACGAACCGCCAUCUCCAACCAACCCCUUCGCCAUGAAGGAACACGCGCAAGCGAAACAAUACCUGACAGUUUUCGCGCCACUGUCCUUAACGACACAUUCCAACAAAGUAUCCGCCUCGGAAUCAGCACCCCUAACCGAAUCGCAUAGCCUGACAUUAUCAACCGGGCCACCAUUUCCGCAAAACCUCUACAACAUAACCCUCAACUACGAAACGAAUCCAGAAACACAAUCCCUACUAUCCAUAUCUAUACCCAAGAACGACGGGUCUAGCAACGUACCAGAAGGACUACGACGCUGGAUCGACACUAGGCUCUCAAAUCCGCUCUUGAAACUCGACGUAUCCGGCCUUUGCUGGGGCAUCAAUCGAUACUGGGAAGCAUCCAUUUCGCGUGCACAAAUCUGGUCAAGAAUCGAAGCCCGACACUCCAAAUUACUUGCACUUCGUAAACACCGGGAACCAAACCGCAAGGAAGACACAUCUGACCUCCGCCAUGUACUCCCUCAUCUAGACCGCACGAGCAUGACAUUCUGUCUGAAAGAUACAUCCAAGCCCCUUCGUGUACUCAUCUCGUGCGCAUUAACCCUUGACGAAUGGACAAGUGAGCCUCGGCUAUUCCCUGAGGUCAGCAUCGCGUCUCCGUCUGCGUCGGGCAAGAAGAUUGAACAGGAGACUAAGAAGCUGUUCAAUACUCUCUUGAGGGAUGAGCAGGGGGCGGAUAGUGAUAGCGUUGGAGAUAUUGAGCCGGGCGCUAUUGUGCGAGCUGUUGAUGCUGUUGUAGGAGUGUUGUUUGGUCUUGAUGAUACCCAUGAUAAAGGAUCGAAAGGGAAGUUGCCUGUGAGGUGA
Messenger RNA from Aspergillus chevalieri, 1899 nucleotides. RefSeq lists its product as uncharacterized. The record is from RefSeq and is a predicted model, not a curated record. The transcript is spliced from 2 exons. The coding region runs from base 1 to 1899 and encodes 632 amino acids. Lineage: Eukaryota; Fungi; Ascomycota; Eurotiomycetes; Eurotiales; Aspergillaceae.